This is a messenger RNA of Monomorium pharaonis (pharaoh ant), 27525 nucleotides long. RefSeq names its product trinucleotide repeat-containing gene 6C protein (gene gw). Gene Ontology annotation, molecular function: protein binding; RNA binding. The transcript is spliced from 16 exons. Gene Ontology annotation, cellular component: P-body; nucleoplasm. The record is from RefSeq and is a predicted model, not a curated record. Gene Ontology annotation, biological process: miRNA-mediated gene silencing by inhibition of translation; positive regulation of nuclear-transcribed mRNA poly(A) tail shortening. Lineage: Eukaryota; Metazoa; Arthropoda; Insecta; Hymenoptera; Formicidae. The coding region runs from base 700 to 6924 and encodes 2074 amino acids.
UUUAAAAAAUUCUGAGAUACAUCGUUUAUUGGUGAGAGAAACGGAAUGUAAUUUUUGACGCUGGCAACUUUUUUUAAAGGUAAGCUUUCUUUUACUGCUUUAAUCUCAGCAAUUACGACGAACUUGAAGAGGCGAUCAGCCAAUCGCCGCGAAGGAAAAGAUGAUGAUGACGUUUUAGGAGAAAAUUUCGUUUUAAGAGAUUUGUUGCCGAGAGCAUUUGUCGCGCAACAUUCUCAUCGGGUAUAAAAAUCCUCUAAAGUGUGGACAUGAAUGAUUUUGAUAAAAUUUUAUGAGAGAGAAAAAAAACAUGUAUACUGUCUCCCUCUAUAUUCUAAUCUAACCUAACCUAACUUGGCGCAAGCGAAUGGAGAAGUUAAUUUGUCAUCCUGCGCCAUCUUUGAUGCCGUCCGACAACUUCUACGACCUAUUUAACUGCAACGGAUGUCCUCUCCACAACGCAUUUUCAAUAAGAACACUGUGAUCGUAACUCGUAAAACGCGAUGUGGUUUCUGAGUGUGUGAAGAGGUGUGAUUCCGCCGUGUGACAAGCGAGAGAGCGACGUUGUGGUGGACACGAGUGCCGGUACGCGACGGACCAUCUCGCAGAUCUCCACUGGCAUGGAGCUAGGAGCGCACUGAUAGCGUUAGUUUACGAGAUCUUGGUUUCUAUGCAUUGCCUGCCAAAGAAGAACUGAGCCCAAUGUUUCCACACAAUUCUAGUUCACAUGAGAUUUCUACAGAAACAAAUGCCUUCGUACAAAAUUCCAUGGAAGAUGUAGUAGUAUUAGAGGAAAGCAGUCUGGAUGGGGUGGGGGAAGGGGAAGGAUCAGAGCACAUUAGGUACUGUGAUAUCGAAUCGAUAGCAAACAGCAGCAUGAUGGCAGCACCUAUUAGCCAUCCCGAAGCUACCGCCGCCAAUGACUUUUCAACCGUCCUGCUGAACCAAUCCGGUGAGUUCAACUCAACCGGCAUAGGUAAGGCCUGCCAGUCAGUGGCGCCAGCAACCACAAAAUACCCAACAAAUCACCCUCAAAUCUGCGAUAAUAAUAAUAAAAUAAAUAAUCACAACAAUGCAGAACAUAAUCAUCACAAGUACAGAAAGCAAAACACACCGGGCUUGCUUGGUUUGCAGCUGGGCAGCUCCGCCAAUAACUCUAAGUCUACUUGUAAGACAUUAAGUGAUAAUAAGACUAGCUUUAGUACUAUAUACAUAAUAAGGAUAAGUGUACGGGACAUAGUGUGUUUCGCCGUUGAGGUACCUAGCCUAGUUAGGAUACCCAAGUCUGAUAGUCCCCAACGGUCGUUACACCUCCCUAACUCUGAUGACAAUUACUCCUUACUAGGGUCCUGCCUUGACCUAGGCGACAACAAUAAAUUUAAGGCUAAUUUUAGUUAUGUAAGUAAUAACAACUCCAAGUCUGUGAUAUUGCUCAGCUCAACCAGUUACAGUAACCAUUACCUCCUCUUUAGUGGUGGCUUUGACAAGAUAGCUGCUAUUAUUCGGGUACUUUGUAUUGAAAGGGACGAUUCUACCACCACAUCGAAUAGAAUGAAACUACUAGGUGAUAAGUACGCCCUAGUUACCAGUUUUGCUCAGAUCUCUAGACUGCUUGCAAACGAUAGAAUUCUGGAUGAUUCUAACUCUGACAUCCGAGUUUUGCUGAGCCGCCGAAUAGUACGACACCUCUUGGAAUCGCAUUUUAAUGUCAACACUCUAGUACCGGUGUUCGUUUACGCUCAGAAUUUCGCGAUGUACGCCGCAAGUUCUUCCAUUACGCUUAUCGUUUCCAGAAACGAAGUAAUUGACCACACUUUGCGAUCUUUCCUGAAAAAUCUCACACAACUAUAUGUACAAUCUUCUAUUUCUCCAUUAUGUAAUGUCACUGUGACCGAGCUGAUGCAACACAUAUGUGUUCCACUAUUAAUAAUAUGUAAAAGUAAUGAUUACAACGUUGGUAAUAAUUAUAAUGAAUAUUAUAAUAACGAGUACAGUAACGUUGGUAGUAUUGAAGAAGAAAUUAAUAUUAGUAAUAAUAAUCCAGAUGUUAUCGGAGACAUUGUUGACAUCGCUGUGUGCUACAAGACUAGUGUAAUGACUACUAAUGUUAGGAUCUUAGGGUCUCAAAAUGAUGGUAUUAGUUGUACUGAAGCAACAAUAUAUACUGUUGGUGCUCUUUUAUUUCAGGAUAACAAUAAGCCUCUGAACACUUGUUUUAAGAUUAAUAGACAUAGGAGAUUGGUCACUACCGAUCGCGAAUCUAACUCUACCAUUAAGUCUGUAUUUAGGUCUAAGUUAAGCGAUAAGUGUAGUAACGUUAAGUUUGAAACAUCUCAUACCGCUCGACUUGACGAAUCUGACAACAGUAAGCAAGUUAAGUUGACUGUCAACAUUCCUAUAAUGACUACCUGCAAGCCUACGAUGACGCUUACAUGCCAAUCAGCCACCGUCGCAUCCCAAACAAUUGUUGUACCUGUAUCUCGGGCGGAGAAUCGCACGAACGACAAUGAAAUGCGAUUGGAAUAUUUCAAUAUACUCCAAAAUGACCAAAUAUGUAUCCAAUAUAUGCUGCUAAGACAUACAGAUGAUCUUAAUAAGAAUGACUCGUGUCAUUAUGACACAACUAAAUUUAAAGACGCGCAAAUUUAUGCUAUUGACAAGCUCAAGGCUACUACAACAUCGAAAGAUGACGCUCAGUUGAUCUGCAAAUAUCACCAAGAUGCUCCUAAAUAUGACCAAAGUCGUAUGAAUUACAAUGACGAUAAUGCCAUCAUAUACAACGGCAACGAAGACUUCUCUCUAUCGACUAUGGCAUGGCAUCUCUUAAAAUAUUAUGUGGGUGCGUUAAUUUCUGCUUGUCGAAGAACGUACGAAACCGACAGGAACGAAUACGAAGUUAAUCAGCGUCGUCUUCGAUCUAUUUUGGACGUCCUAUUUCACAAAUGUGUGUCAGAGUUGUAUGAAAACUACAACCAGCCUAUUGCAAGUUACAAGCGACAUUGGGGCAUACCAAUGGGACUGCGGUUAGUAGGAGGUGGAGAGAGUUCCUUGAACAGCGGGGGAGCUGCCAAUUGGGGAACAACACAAGCCACUACGCCGAAUAAUAAUAAUACAAAUCAGAGUGGAUGGGGUGGUACACCCGGAAAUCCACCCGGUAGUGCUAAUGCGCCAAAUAAUUGGGGUGGAAACGCUGUCAAUCGAUCUGUCACUGGUAAUCCAAAUCAAAAUCAAAAUCAAGGGCCACCUGGAAACCAAAAUAAUCCGGGUAAUGUGAGUAAAGUUAAUAAUCCGAAUCAACAAUCGAAUCAACAAUCUGGUCCGCCAACAUCUCAAUCAAAUAACCCUACCCAAGGAAAUCAGAAUAAUAAUCAAUGGUCUCAGGGAAAAUCUAAUAAUCCAAGUGGUCUUGGACAAAAUCCAUCAGUGCAAAAUAAUAACAAUAGUGGCGUUCAACAGCAGCAAUCUUCAGGUUCAAGCGCAAAUAAUAAUCAGUCCAAUAAUCCUACCCAAGGAGCUGUGAGCAUUGGCAACACAUCAACGACUAAUAAUCCGUCUACGAAACAGCAACUCGAACAACUCAAUACAAUGAGAGAAGCGCUUUUCAGUCACGAUGGUUGGGGCUGUCAAAAUGUGAAUCAAGAUACAAAUUGGGAUGUUCCAACAUCUCCUGAGCCAAGCUUAACUAAAGAUGGUGUACCGAUGUGGAAACCACCGGUGAACAAUGGCACUGAUCUGUGGGAGGCAAAUCUGCGUAACGGUGGACAGCCCCCACCUCAGCAACAAACAAAAACACCGUGGGGUCAUACUCCCGCGACUAAUAUUGGCGGCACCUGGGGCGAAGAUGACGAAACAGCGGAUUCGUCCAACAUGUGGACCGGUGCACCAACUCAAUCUCAACCAAGCGCAGCUCAAUGGACCAGUGCCGCCGGUAACCAAGCCGGUAUGUGGGGAGGAUCCAAUUGGGGCGAUCCCAGAAUUGAUCACAGAGAUCCAAGGGAUUUACGCUCUGUAGAUCCACGAGAAAUGCGCGAUCCUCGGGAUCAUCGCAUGUCUUUAGAUCCCAGAGAUCAUAUGCGUGUGAUGGAUCCUAUGGCGCGUGAUCCGCGAAUGGCCGACAUGCGUGGUGAUCCACGUGGAAUAUCAGGGCGAUUACAUGGUGCAAAUGCAGACGCCAUGUGGAGUCAACCACCCGGACCGCCACAUCAUCAAAUGAGUCACCAACAUCCAUCCGGACCACCAGCAAAGAUGCUCAAUCCGUCGAACAUGAAUCAAUGGGCUGCACAACCACCAAAGGACAUCAUGCCUGGCGGCAAACCAUCCGGUUGGGAGGAACCUUCGCCACCUACGCAACGACGUAACGUGCCCAAUUAUGACGACGGGACAAGCCUCUGGGGAAAUCCGGCUGCUAAUCAACGUGCUAUGCCAGGUAGCAAGGUUUCACAUUGGAAGGAUAUACCUGCACCGAACUUGGCUCGUGGAGGCAUGCAAUGUCCACCAGGCAUGCCUCAAAACAGAAUGCCAGGUCAACCUGGAAUGAAACCAGAUGUAAGUAAUCCUAUGUGGGGUCAUCCUGGGGCUCCAGGUGGACGUAACGGUACAUGGACAGACGGGCCACAUGAUACUGCAUCUUGGGACGAUCCAAAGACACCAGCUACAUGGAAUGAACCUCCAUUAAAUCCCGGUUGGGGUGGCCCAACUGCGCACAAACCGAAACCUAUGGGACCUGCCGGUAGCUGGACUGAUUCUGAUAUGGAUCCGACUCCUAGCUGGGCACAUCCUGCGAAACCUACCUUAACAAAAGAAGUUAUUUGGAACAGUCGCGAGUUUCGUAAUCUUUGCGAUUUAGGAUUUAAAAAAGAGGAUGUUGAGGUAGCAUUAAGGAAUCGAGAAAUGAAUCGAGAAGAGGCAUUAGAACUUCUCAAUCAAGUACGUCCUGUUGAUCAAUGGAGACGUCACGAGACACACUCAGGUUACGAUCCAACGCAUCAGACGACUACUACACCAGCCUAUCCUCGAUUUAAUCACGUUGGGCAACAGAUGUCAUUUCCUCCGGGUGCCGGAGUGCCCAGUGGGGCAACCAGUGGGAGCGUAGGUGGUUCUGUUACCAGUGCAAGUCUUCUCAAACUUCAGCAACAGCAACAGCAGCAGACAGCUGUUCCAUUACAGCAACAACAGCCAAGUACCAAUACGCCACAACCCCCUUUCAAUCAGGCAUCUCGUGGAUCUCAAAAUCAACCAAGUACACAACAGUUGCGUAUGCUUGUGCAACAAAUUCAGUUAGCUGUGCACGAAGGAUAUCUAAAUCAUCAGAUCCUGAAUCAACCGUUGGCACCUCAAACUUUGAUGUUACUGAAUCAGCUUCUACAGCAAAUUAAAGUUUUGCAGCAGUUACAUCAACAACAUGCUGUUCAAAAUACAAUGAAGGGAAACAAUCAGUCGGCACUGCAAAUCAGUGUUCAAAUCACGAAGACCAAGCAGCAGAUUACGAAUUUACAGAACCAAAUUGCAGUGCAACAAGCAACAUACAUGAAGCAACAACAACAACAUCCGGCUCCUCCAUCGCAGGCAUCAGAGUAUUAUAAAUCUUCUGUGCAUGAUCCUAUGUCAGCUCUGCAAAAUAGUUUCAGCGAUAUAUCAAUGAACAAAGAGCCUCCAGUGAGUCAGCAACAGUCAAGAUUAAAUCAAUGGAAGCUACCAUCACUUGAUAAGGAUGGCGAUUUAGUGUCAAACGAAUUUUCCCGUGCUCCCGGAACUACGAGCAAACCGCCCACAACACCUGGUAGCUUAACUCAGUCACAUAGCAGUCCGAAUAUGAAUCCUUUGCUAGGUCAAGGAGAUGGCACAUGGUCCUCUCGACUGGGCGAUAGUGGCUGGCCCGAUCCGGGUAAUAGUGAUUCAACCGAUGGAAAAGACUGGCAACCAGGUGGUGCUGCGUACACUGAUCUUGUACCAGAAUUUGAACCAGGAAAGCCAUGGAAGGGUACCCAGAUAAAAAGCAUUGAGGAUGAUCCUAGCAUCACUCCUGGCUCUGUUGUACGUUCCCCAUUGUCUUUGGCCACCAUUAAGGAUACUGAUACGAUCUUUUCAUCGAGCAGCAAGACAUCACCACCACCGCAAGCAACUAAUCCCGAUACGUCGAUCCCAAGUUUAAGCAAUUCUACGUGGACAUUCAAUCCACCAGCCACUACACCUAGUGCGUUUACUAGCACUACCAAAAAUACAUGGGGUGAAUCUGCUCCUCCGCCUACUGCUGUAACUUCAGAACUUUGGGGUGCACCGAUGAGCAAAGCGCGCGGCCCACCUCCUGGCUUAAAUAGCAGUAAAGGAGCUACGAACGCGAGCAAUGGCUGGGGCGCUGGCUUAGGAAGUGUUAGUAGAUCUAGUUCGUGGGGCCUCCAAUCCUCUACCGUUAGUAAUUCGGGUUGGAUGUCUACCUGGCUUCUCUUGAAGAAUCUUACUCCACAAAUUGACGGCUCUACUUUGAAAACAUUAUGUAUGCAACAUGGACCGGUUCAAGAUUUCCGUCUGUACCAGAAUCAUGGAAUUGCUUUGACAAAAUAUUCCUCUCGCGACGAAGCAAUCAAGGCUCAAGGAGCCCUAAACAAUUGCGUCCUGGGUAACACAACGAUAUUCGCCGAGUCGCCCGCAGAGAGUGAAGUUGCUGCGAUUCUGCAGCAACUAGGCCAUGGCGGACAGCAACAGGCCGGCGGUUCCGGAGGAGCCGGUUGGGGCCUUAGACCAACUAAUAAAGCUGGACCGCCACCCGACACAUGGGGAGGCAGCUCUAGUCAGCUCUGGGGCGCUCCGCCCACUAGCAAUUCCCUGUGGAGUAACGCGGGAAUUGACAACAGCGAUCAGCAACGAGCAACUCCCAGUUCUCUCAACUCGUACUUACCGGGAGAUCUUUUGGGAGGUGAGUCGAUGUAGAGAACGAGAGGCUAUCCGCCCGAAAUAUCAUCAGAUAAGUGAAACAUUCACUUGCUUAUUACGCAAGUCUUGAUAUGCAGUUCGGCUGACGCAAACUUCGUGAUCGAAUGCGUUUUACUUUCCUUCUGAUCCCCGCCUCUCAUUCCUUUAAGAUUAUACGAUUACAUUUUGUAUAUCUUAGUAUUAUCAUAUAUUGAUCAGUGUCUUUGGCUAAAGUAGAUACGAGUUGUGUCUGCUGUGUAGUCGUUGAUGGAAGAAGAUGAGUAUAUGAGAGGAUGAGGGAAUGGGAGGAGGAGCUUAGAGAAUGAUAGAUAGUGUGAAAGAGAAGAGAGAGAAAGAGAGAGAGAAUGAGACGGACGAGGUCUUCACGAAACGUCAAUUAUAUUGCUAAGAAACGCAAUUACUAUAACGAGUUACUUAACAAAAGAAAUUACUACCCUCGUAUCCGCCUUGAGUAGAACACGCGUAAGCAAAAUCGCAGCGGCAUACAGCCAAAUUGUGCGAUAAAUAUCUUCUAAUUUUACAUGACAAACUACACUCUACACACAUAACACAUUCAUAUAGAACACUCGACAAGAAAGGUACUUGCAAAUAUGAAACUUGCGGUCGCGUCAUUACUUCGAGGAGAUUUACGGAUUGCGGAAGAUCAAGUUGGACCAAUUGCAACGGUCUCUUCAUUAACAUAUUGAUGUGUAUAAUUAACAUAUUGCGUACGAUUUACCACGAUGUAUAGCGAUGAGACGGACUUCUCGUCUAAGCCAAUCUAGUAAGCAUUUCUAAUCUGAAGAUACGCGUAGAAGAAGGAAGAUGAGGAAGAAAAAAGAGAAACUAUCCGCGUUCUUUGCCAUUUUUACGAAAAUGGCGGACGCUCAAUGAAGAUUUAUCGGCCGAGGGUCUUUGAUCAGGUCAAAGAGUGUUCCAUUUUUGCUGGACAGUUUUGAAGACUGCAGCGAGUAUCAAACGUAGACUGUAUCAAUCUAAUCAAAAGAAAGAAACCUUAAAAGAAAACAAGCAUUGACGUCGCUGCCUGGCGUUCUGCCCCGACCCCCACUUCCCCACCGCACUCUCCGGGCCCCCCACGAAUGUGGAAGAAACGAGGAAUGCAGGGAUAUCAGAUCAACUGGGCAACGACGCAACGAUACCAAAUGUUAUCGCAAUAACGUAAAUUUUAUUCUAUAUUAAAUCUAGAUGCCACCUGUCGUGCCAAUGUCCAGUGUGUCUCUUUACCAUUUAUUAACGUAGAGUUUAAAUGAAGAAAGAAAAAGAAGAAAUACACGCGAAAGAAGGAACGGGCGAAAACAGUAAGAUGAGAGAAAGAGAGAGAGAGAGAGAGAGAGAAGAUUAGGAUGAGGAAAGACCGAGAAAAGUGCUGAUGAAACAGCUAAUAAAACGGUUGAAAGUCGGGUUUACAUUAAAGUAAACAUGAAGACAAGUAAUGAACACUAUGUACUGAUUACCAGUACGUAGCAUAUUACGCUUCUCAUUAGUGAUGAGUCGAAAUCGAGGAAUCACAAUGAUCCGCGUAAGAUCGCAACGUGAGUAAUGGCGAUGUUACGAAUGUAUGGCAUUUAUUACGGGCGCAUUGUGAAGCUCGGUCUAGGAUGAAUUAAAUUAGUUUUUCUCUUCAACGUCAACGUACCUGAAUGGACUGAUAACCAAACGACGAACAAGCAAAUCGUUAUUUACUCAUGCACAACAGUUUCCUUUUUACUUUCCGCUUCUCCGUGUCGGUAGAGUGUUUUGGGAACGUUUCGCGAUCAAUCACUGGCGCAACCGCGAACGAUGUGAAAGAGACGGCUUUUUUUCCUUCGUGAACUGAAAGCAGAGAAAAAAAGAGUACGAGAUAAAUAUAUAUAUGUAACAUAUAUAAGUAUAUAUGAAACUAGAAGGAAAAAAAGAAAUAAUCACAGAAUGCUGUUCAGCGAGAUGCGCGCAAUAAAAGUGAACAACUACUUAUACACACUCACACGCUGAUCACACACGUUUGCCACGCAUGACUGAAUCUGCUUGAAAAUGUCAAACACGCCAAGCUAAGGAAAUAUAUAAUAAUAGCAUUGGUCGACAAUGAUUCCGCCGCUUCCAUGCGAUCGGUCGAUCCUCGCGGAUAACCGGACUACGAUAUCCUUUGACGUAUCAGUAAAUCAAAAAAACAUUGGAAAUUUUUAUAUUUGUUGCCUUCCAAGGGAAAAGAAAGAAAAGGGAGACGGAAAGAUAGAGGGACAGAUAUCGCUUCUUGUAGGAGACAUCAUCAAAAGUCAUAUAUUUCGCGUAUUAUAAGACGGGGCGCAUCGGUCCAUGAUAAGGACGCGUGUUGAGAGAUCCGCGUGGUUCCGCCGAUCACGUCGACCAAUGUUUUCAUGCGUAAUGUUUUUAAUUUUAAUAUUUUCGUAAGGUUGCAUAAUCUAAGACAUUCAUAAUUAUUGUGUAGCGUAAAUAGGAUUUUAAUACACUGAGAAAAAAUAUUGUUGAUUUGACAAAAUUUUUCAACUAAAUUAAAAUUUUGUCAGAAUUUAUGCGUUUAACUUAAAUGCACCAAUUUCAAUUUAAGUAUUUAUGUAAUUAAUUGAAAUAUAUAAAUACUUGAAUAGACAAAAUUUAAUUUAGUUGGAAAAUUUAGUCAAAUUAACAACAUUUUUUCUCAGUGUGGAAGAGUGCAUAAAAAGAGUACCUACGACGAUGAUUAUGACGACGUAAGCUACUCUUGCGAAUCAAUACAGAAGAAAAAAAAGAAAAAAAAAGAUAAAGUAGUGGAAACGCUGCUUAUGAGAGUCGUUCUGUACAUAAUUGUAUCGUAUUCCUAAGAAUAGACUAUCACGCAAGUCGGAAGAAUGAAUUUUUAAGCGAUCACACAGGGCUUGAAAAACAUUUUGCAUUGAAAUUAAACAUUAGAUAUUAGUUAUUAGAUAUUAAGAUGAUAGUAUUUAAGAAUGAUGAAAGUAAGGUAGUGUAAUUGCUUAAAUUUUCUAAUCGAUUCCAUCUGUCAUAAUUAAUGUCAUGGAUAAUUUAUCCAUGAAUUUCAUUUAUAUAUUCCAUCUGUUGCGCUGUGUGUUCCAUCUUCUUUCAAGUUGGCAUUUAUUUAUAAGAUGGAAAAUAAAUUUUUUAUCAAUUGACAUAUUAUAAUUGAAAACGUUUUACUUUGAUUGUUCGAGGAAAUAAAUUUUUUUAUUAGGUUGUGGGUUAUGAAACAUCUACAAAUAAAAGACAAAUAAAACACAAAUGCUAGAUCGAAAUGAUCGAAUUGAUGCUUCUCGAAUUGCGUAAUUGUCUACUUCCAAGUGUACGAUAUAAAUCUCAUAAAUCUCCCAUUAAUAUGUUAUAACACGGACAGCAUACCCAUCCCCUGUGCAUACAUAUAUGUAUGUAAUAUGUAUAUGUAUGGUAUAACGCCUCUCUUACAUUUUACUUAACAAAGUUUAGCAGUAUGCGAUAAAUAGAAUGAAAAUGUGCAGGAAAUAGCUCCUGUAUUAGGUAUAAAGAUAAUUAUUAUAUGAACUUAUGCACGCUUAUGCUACGUGAAUUUAUGAUUAUUGAACUACUAAUAACUAGGUAACAAUAUAAUGUAUUCGUGGGUGAUAAGACGGGGAUAGCUGCACACAUAGACACACAGAUACACACACACAAACACAAAUAAUUUACUGAAUAAAUAUUUAAAUAACUAUUUUAAGAAGUUGAAAAAAAUUAGAUUAAAGGUUAGGCAUUUUUAAAUGGGUCAAGAUAUACAAUGGCGAUCUAACAUCUCUAUUAGAUUUUAAGAAUAUAAACUUAAAAUAUAAGUGUUUGAAGACUUAAAUUUAUGAAUGCAGAUGAGCAAGAGGAAAUGAGCGAUGGAUGAAUGAGACAGAAUGCAAAUGAAAGAUGGUGUCAAUAAGAAAGCAGAAUGGAGCGAGUGAACAAGAACUGUUAUACGAACUGUUAUAGUGAGCAGAAUAGAGGGAACGUAGAACGAAAAGUAGAAGCAAAAUCCAAUUGCUUGUUUUCACAAAACGGAGCGUGGUAUGAAAGUGAACAAUGCGAAUCGUUGGUUUGCAUUUCUCAAUACUUGCGGACGUAUGUUUUAAUUAUAGUUUUCUUAUUUGUUUUGAUGAACAUUUUUUUAAAUGCAAGGUAAGUUAGCGCCCGCUAAUUUACUCUAUGGAAAAGGCUAAACGAGGGAUUAAAUAAUAUUUUGAAGUAUAAAAGGCCGUUAAUUUUGAGAAUCAAAGGGAAACUCCGGGUUAACCAAGAUGAAAUCGGAAAGCGUAUUUGUUGUGAUAACAAUGAAGAAUAAUAGCAGACUACUACAUAUUUAUAUUUAGGUGUUAGGGUUUCUUAAGUAUGAAUAACGAUCAUCCAAUGGAUUUUAAUAUUAGUACCAUAAAGUUUAAUAAAUAAAUUUUAAUCGCGUACGUAAAUAACAGUAAUAAUAAUAAUAAUAAUAAUAAUAGUAAUAACAAUAAUCUAAUAUCUAGCAUCUAAUAUCUUAUAUAUAUUAAAUUAAUGAUAGAGUUAUUCAGAGAGAGUAACUGAUCAACGAGUCAGUGAAAAUGAAAAGCGAUGACUGAAAAUAAUUAUUAAAAUAAUUAUUAAAUUAAUAAUAGAGAUCAAUCAAUCAGGAGUAACUGAUUAAGAUUCGGUAAGAAUGAAAAACAUUUAAAAAUGAAUAUAUACAUAUAUCUAUUUUUAGGUGGUUUUCAUAUACAUAUAAGCCCCAGAAAGGUGCGUACUUGUAAAUAAUUGCGUGCGUGCGUAAAAUUUGUGCGUAUAUAUGGCAUACAUAAUUGACUAAAAUAUAAUCGAUCGAUUUUCACGAUAAAAUUUUACGAAAUACACACUAGAUACUGCGCGCGCGAAAAGAUAAUUUAUACAUACACUAUAUAUGCGCGUAUUUUUAAUGCGAUAAUAAGGGUAAUAAGCGAAUAAUAUAAAAUAUAUAAUUUUUAAACGGUAAACACUUUAACAACGCCGACGGGUACAGCCUACCGCUUAAUUAUAAUCUAACGCAUCUUAACUUUAAUCUUUCUAACUUGUUGCCUUUCAUUAUGCGAUACAUUUUACACGACUACUACAAGACAUCAACACAUCACAGACAUUUACAAACAUAUAUACAUAAUACAUAAUCGCGAAAAGAUAAACGAAUAAAUGCGAUGAAAAUGGACUGAUUAACGGAUGUAAGAGCGAAUGUAAUAACUUUAAAUUCGUCAAUACAUACAGACACAGACGCGCACAUACCUUGCAAACAUUUGAUACAAAACAGUUAUUUUAUUGGUGAUUAAUAGCAGCUAAAAAGAGAUGGGAAAGUGACGAGAGUAAAGAAAAGUAUAUCGAUGAAAACAGAGAGAGAAGCAUAAAUUCCUCCUAUAUUAUUUGUAUAUUAUUUUGACAAUGUGGGGUUCGUAUGGGAUCUUUAUUUUUAAUUUGGCUUUUAAUUUGUACAUAUGUAUUUUGUAUAUAAUGCAUAGCAUUUAAUUUUUCUUUAUACAUCAGCUUUAUAGAAAUUGAAACAUUGUCUGGAAAAUAAGUGGUAAAAAUCAGUUUUUAGAAACGCGUUUAUGUUGACUUUUUACGCUCUAAUUUUAUAAUAAUAUUUUAUCACAUUACUAUUAAAGCAAAAUAUUUUUAUACAAACAAAAUAAAUAAAAAAAGUAGACUAAUCUGUAGCUCAUGUUCAUUUUCUAUCGGAGAUACUUCAAUGUAAAGAAAAUGAUCGUGGAAUGGCAGUGCUUUUAAUAUCUGUUUUACAUUGAUAUAUCCCUGUGAAUAGAAAAUAGUGCUAAAAAGCGAGUUCGAAAAAGAGUAUUAUCUGAUUUAUAGUUGUAUGUGAUAACUUAAACAAAUUGCAUAACCGAAAGAAAAGUUAGAAGACAGCGAUUCCGCGACGAUCGUACUAAUUUGGUAAAAAGGAAACUCGAAUUUGUCCUGGUAAUUUUUCAAUCGUUUGUAAACAGGAAAGUUCGCAUUUAUACCCGGAAUGACAAUCGCUUCGUAUCAACAAGAAACAAUGGUACAAAUAAUUGCGAUAACAGUAUUUUAGUAUUUCACCUCGCACACGAUAGUUGUGUUUAACAUAUGUGCAAUAAAAUGUUGCUAGAGUGACAAGAGGUUUAUGUUAAGAAUUAUAUUAAUUAUUAAUUAGAAUAUAUCGCACUGCCGUUACACCAUUAUUCCGCUCUUUUUGCUUUUUUUUUACGCGAAUGAUAGUCUUCGCUCGUGUGUGCCUUCCCUUUUUUUUCGAGCGUUAUGUAACUAUGUGUAAAAUCGAUCAUUGUAUUCACGUUUGAUAUUUUUGUCAGAGCUUGAUUCGUGACGAUGGACGCUCUAACGUAUUUUUUUUUUUAUGUGUCGCUGCUACGAGCGCUCAAUAUCGAAAUCGCGCCUUGUUAGACGAGCCAGUAUUUCCUUCCACGUGACGACGCUGCGGCAAUCGUUAGAGCGAUUCGUCCAUUCGAUAGAGCCGCGCGUGACAGUCGCGAUUUUCUACAGCCGUGAUCCCGUGAGAUGCAGCCACGGUCCAUAAAGGCGGAAAGAAAGAAUAUCUAUUUCAUGUUCUCUAAGCUAGUAUUAUCGUGUUGUACCAUACCACUUAGUGUAUUACGGUACAAUGGUAACUAGCUGUCGUACAAUGGUAUUAGCUAUUGUACGGAAAUAUCGCAAUGUCGUACUGUCAGCUUACGUAAUGAGAAUCUAUCGUGGACCAUAAUUGCGAUCCUGGGCUGAGGGUGGCUGUAGCAAAUCAUCUCCUGCGUUGAUUUUUCUUCUUAGACACCAAGUCGUCCGAAAUUCUCCGCAUAACGUUGGAAAUGAGAUCCUUCACAUCUGUAGGGUAUAUUAGAUAACGAAUAAUUUAAGAAGUUCGGGCUAUCUAUCUUGUCACUUAAAAAUCAAUUAUAAUCGCACGUAACUAGAAUUUCGGAUCAAAUAUUAUUGAAUUAUUAUAUUUAAUUAUUUCAUAAAUGCACCGUAUUAUGAUGAAAGCAAGUUUAAUUUUUCGAGAAGAUCAAAAGAAAGUUCCGAAACAUAUUCACUCACACUAAAUAGAUAAUCGCGUUUACUUCGGAAAAUGUCGAUCUUGCAAUUAGUCCCGAAAAUUGAUUCCAUUGGAAAUUACUCUCAAAACCUAUCUAUUAAUUGUAUGUAUCUAAUUUGCGUUCGUGCUUCUAGGUAAUUGCGUAUGUCAUCACGUAAAUUUAAUUUACGCACUAUAUUUACUAUACUAUAGAUAUAUAUUAGAGAAUUGUGUUGGUUGUUAUUUUAGUCUUGAACAUGCUUGAACAUCGUUUUGCAUUUUAGCAUCACGCGUUUCCUAGUAAUUGAGUCAUUAAUUUAGUAUCGUGUGUAUAUAUAUGUAUGUAUGUAUGUGUAUAUAUAUAUAUGUAUAUAUAUAUAUAUAUAUAUAUGUAUGUAUGUAUGUAUAUGUAUACAGCAUCAGUGCAUUUUAUUUCCUCUUGAUACCGUACUUGAUACUGAAAUUUUACGCCGGAGCAAAAUCACUCGAAUCAAUCAAAUUAAUCAUUAAUCCGUAUUAAUUGGCAAAUAUUAAUAACAAAAAUUAAGCUCAUGUAUUAUUUUUUAUAUUAUUUGAUAAAUAACUUCGGAUAAAAAUGAGUAACUUAACAUCUUUUGGGAAUUCAGAGAUCGAUGAAAAGGAAUAUUGGAAAGAUUCAAAUGAUGGUUAGUGGAAUUUAAUGUAUUUCAAGUGAAGUAUUCUUUACAGUUGUCUUAUAAAAUUAUUCAAGAUUUCUAGUUCUUGUCUCGGGUCAUUUCGAUUAUUGGAUAGCAGUAUUAUGCCAGGAAUACACUCGCAACACAUACAUACACACAUCCGUACAAGAUUCAUGAUAUUAAUCUCGUAUCGAUGAUCGGACUUAAAAUCCGGUGGUAUUACCUUCAAAAUCCUUUAUAAUACUUGUUUAUAGUCACAUAUAAACAAUUAUGUUCCGAAAUUUCUAGUCUUUCUAUAUUCAUUCGUACUGAUUAAAAAGUCCUUAUCAUUUAUUUGAUAUUGUAUUCUUAAUAUAAAUUCUUGUAGUAAAUCAACGAUGUUAUAAGCUUACGAUGUUAUUUCCUAUACGAUUAAAAGACACGGUGGUUGAAGUACUUAUUAAAAGGAUAAAAAAAGAACUCCGAAAAUGAGAAUAUAUAAUUAGUUUAAAUAAAAUGUUCAAAUGAGAAACAGGAAAAGUUACUUUGAUGAAAUGGCGCUUAAAUAUCUAUUAAGAUAUUUAUAAUAAAAGAAAGAAAGAAGAAAGAAUAGUAAAAUUACUAAAUAAUAAUACCUAUUUCAUUGCGAACAACUGGAAUAAUAUUUAGAAACUAAAAUUUCAAGUUUGCGAUAUUCAUAAUGAAUUCCAAGGGAUGCGCACUAUAUGUCUAAAAAUUUAUAGAUUAGAUGAAUCCCGCGUGUCUUAUAAUGAUAAGAAAUGAUGAGAGAGAUGAUUAGUAAUCGUAUAGUAAAUAAUUGUAUUCCAGUGAGACUCAUAGUCAGUCGUAUGUGCUACAGUAAUUGUGAUUGUUUUAACACAUUAUUUGUGGGUCGCGGAACAUUCAACAUUUUCUAAAAUAUUCUUGGGAUAUUCCGGUUAUUAUAUACAUUAGUACAGAUUAGUGAUCAGUGAAUUGAAGAUCCGAAAUAUUUUGUUACCCGCAAAUAAUGCGUUAAUGCUAUUUUAAAAUUGUAUUAAGGACAGCUUAAAAAGACAGUAUAAAAAGAAGUCAAAUGUUUACAUAAACACUAAGAAUUCAACACACAAAGAGUAUCAUACUGAAAAAAAAAACAUAAAUCAAUUUCUUUAUUACAUUUAUAUUACUAUUUUAAAGUAUUUUUAUUAAAUUUUACAUUUCAAGUUGUAAAUUUUAUAUUUUUUGGCUUUGAUAUUGAUAAGCUUUAUUUAAUGUGUGAUAUCAUUGGGUUGUAUAAUUUUUAUUGCCUUACCAAAUCAGAAUCUGAAAUAAUUGUGAUUCAACGUAAUAUUAUACGCCAUGUAUUUAUUAAUAUUUGUAAACGGUGAAUCUUAAGCAAUCAAUUCUUCCCUAUGAAACUUUUAUCUCAAGUUAUGCGUAUCUUUAUUGUAAUCUUUAUUGUAAUAUAUAAGUAUUGAUUAUGAAUACUUUGUGUGUAAAAACAGUCCUGUAUUCUGUUUAGGAACAAGAGACAUGUUGUAUGACGAAACAAAUCUCAAGUUAUUCUAAAUUAUGGAUAAAAAUAAACGUUUUAAAUUUAUCGGUUUUAUUUUAUUUUUAUUUUAUUUUUGUUUACACACUUCACAUUUCACCAUAUACGAAACAAACGUAAUUCAGCCUUACAACUCCUCACAGGCAAGAGAUUGAGAGACACCGAAAUAGAGCGUGAAACCGCGCGAUCGGUCCGAGUAUUACGAGACUCCUCAUUUCGAUUGUCGCAAAUCCACAACCGAGGGAAGCGACACGUUCGCAGUCUAUAGAGAGCUACAGAUUUUUCCACCAACUUCCCUCGGUAUUGAGAAACGAAAUAGUCACUGCGGUCUCUUCCCCUCGUCCAGUGAGGACACACAAUAUCAUGGCCCGAGAUAUUAUUCCAGAUGUUUCGCGUGUGGAAAUGGGUGUUCGCAGUACGUGUUCUAAGUUUGUCAGACGCUGGCAGAAAAGCAAAAAGGGCAAUAAAGGGUUAAACGAAGGCUUAAAUUACGCCGUACGCUUAAUUUAAUUGGUGAUUAUUCCAAACUAUUAUCCCUCCCCGGAGGGAUGAAAUGCCUCGCGUGCGACUGAGAUUAAGGAAGACCCACGGCGGAACCCUCGACGAAACAUUACUUACUUUUCGAACGCGUAUACCAUUAAUGUUAAUAAUAAAACAUUUAAAAAACGCGUGACACCGAGCGUCAAACUUAAAAAAAAGAAAAAGGAAAGUCCAACACAGAUUCCUCAUCGAGCUGCAACGAUUCGCGAGCCACGUUUCGUCCUUGUCGCGAUUAAAGGCGGUGAGGAUUGAUCGCGAUGUCGAUCGAAAGGAAAAGAGACAUAGAACAAAGCGGAAAAGAAAGAUUGGUAUUCAUCGCAUACCGUAUUCGCACGUAUAUACGCACAUUUCGCACGCGCGCCCCUAGGGUCGCGUUAGGUGUAAAAUUCGAUAUAAGAAUUCCUUAGCUCUUAAGCGACGUUACUGAGGGUUAAAGAAAAAGAAAGAAGAGGAAUUAACAUACCCACAUGCAUACACAUACACAUACAUAUACAUCUGCAAUGUGAUAUUCUCGUGUCUUGUCCGAUAAGACAGACGUUCAUUCUAACGAGUAUAGUUGGCGUUUGUCCUUCUUUUCGCGUUUAGUCCUUAAGGUAUAUCUAUAAUAUAUAUUUAAGGGAAACUCUACAUAUAUACGUAAGAGAUAAUCCGGGAGUGUGUGUAUGUGUUCGGAGAUUAUGCGGAUGAAACAAGAGAAAAGAGAAAAAUGCAAAAAAAAAGGGGGGGAAAAGGAACCCGUGUGACAGAGAAAACGACCAAAAAUGUGCGAAACUGAGAGGGUGUACAACGUAACUUCGCGUUUUAGGGUAGAUAAACUAUCGGGGAAAACUAUCGUCACGAGAUCCAAGGGGGGUGCGUCUUCUACUGGACUCCGUCUCCGUUCGUUCUUCCCCUCUCCUUCUCCCAGUUUUCCCAUUCUUCUUUUCACAUUCUCCGGGCAAAAGUACGGGCGAGAGCUUGCGCUCCCGCGUGGACGGUUGUAAAAGUUUUGCUCCCGCGAGCUUCUGUUCCACUCAAAUCUUCGUAGGGGGUGUAGUGAACUUAGCUGUAACGCACUUUAAGUUUAAAGGGCCUUUUUAUUCUACUUACAUAUCUCCGUGACUCGUAAUUUCACGCACGUCCGUGUACUGCUGUAGUGUUCAUGUUUAGCAUACCGCCGCAAGUGAAGUAACUAUUUUCCUGUAUCGAGAUAUAUGUCUACACGAUCGUACGUUGCGACACGCUACGUACGCACGUCGAUACGACGGUGGCCGCGACGCGCGAUCGUACGGAAGAUAAAGUGUGACUGUUGAGGCAAGACCGCAAGUCAGAAUUACUUGCGAUUUUUCAUUCAUCUUCUUCUUCUCCUUGAAACUCCACUCGACAAACGCGCUGAAACGGCGACAGCCGUUUAUCCUUUUCUUUCGCAUUAAUCCUAGGACGAAAUAGUGUCUUAUUCAUGCGCCGGAUAAGUAUGUUAAUUUUAGAUUUUCUCUCUGACUUGGAGCAACGUGCUUCUGACACCGCCGCUAAUUUCGUUUUUUUAUGUUACGCUAUCCAAUAUGUACGAUUUCAUUUACGUUUCUGCAUAGAGUUAGCUGCAUCCUGCUGUGUUUCGAUGUACCUGAAACCGGUGGUAAGGGUUUUUUAUAAAACGUCUCGUAAUUUUUGUAAAACGCAAAACGUACGUUUGUCCGCGUCCAUUUAGCAGGGAUUUUGUGACGCGCUCCGUGCAUCGAUGCGAGAAAUCCCUUUAUGAUAUCGCGCUGUGAAACACUACAGAAUGUCAGUCAUUUAGAUAAUCGGGGACGAUUUCUCCGCUGUAGACCGAAACAGUACUCUUUGCCCGUCCCCAUAACUCUCCUACCUUUACCUCGUUUCGUUUAUAUUAACCGGGUAAUGUCUUCAGCCUAAUUCCAAAAAAAGAAAAACCAGAAAAGAAAGAAAAAGAACUUAAACGCGGCUGUUACUCCCGGGGAUGAAAAAUAGUCUGCAAAAUUCUAAGUGUGUCACAUGCCAUCUUAGUUUGUAAGCGUUCAUACUUAUUUUUUCUGUAUAUUAUAUAUAAAAAAUUAUAAUUGUUCUAACGUAUAGUUCGCAACGCUUUAUUAGCCGUCAGUUUUUCGCCAUCGUAUUGUCUGCCUUGAUUCUUUAGUACAUGUCUCCGUUUCUUCGCACUUAGAUCGCCUAAUUUCUUCUCGUAAUUUGUUCGGAUGAUCUUGGCGAGGAACCGUCACUCGUGUCGGUGUCCUCUCGCGCGAGAAGAACAAUGUUUGUCGUGUGCUAAUUAAUUUCUCUCUUGUUCUAUAGACAUUGAAAUUAAACGCGUUAAGAAAGUACGCAGAGCGUGCUCGCGUUGAUCUUCUAUCCAAGUGAUCUUUCGCGCUUUAUCAAAGGAUAUUGAACGAUACUCGUUUCGCACUGUUUCGAACGAGAGAACCGUAAAGAUCAUAAAGAGACCCAAGAUUCAAACGAUACGUAUUAAAGUGCGACGUGAUAUUAAAUUAACUAUCAACUGAAGAUUAAAUUAAUUAUCGAUUAAGAUCGCGGUAGAUUUGUAAUAAUUAAUAUAAAUUUUAACAGUAAUUGGAAAAUAUGUGUAUUUAUUUGAGGGCAUUCGAAGGAAUUUUUAUAGGAAUACUCUUUUGACAAAGUGUUACUUUUACCUCGCGAUUUUAAAUUAUUUCCAAGAUUUCUCCUUGGAUUCGUGUAAUCGACUGAGAUUACGACCAAGACACUUGUUUCGAUAUUAAGCUAUAAGGAAAGACGAAAUUUUAUUUUUUCACGGAUCUCGGCGUCUUUAAAUUAUUUUUAAGGCUUCCGUUUGCACAGAUGCGAGCUCUUCAAAUAAAUCGAAUUGAAAUUAAUAAGAUAGUAAGAUACUUGUUUCGAUAUUAAGCUUAUAAAUUCACUGUGUGAUCUUGUUCUGGUUUUUUAUUGACGAUUUGCGCUCAAACGUUUAUUUUUAUAAAUGACUUAGAAAAUGUCUGAUACACUUUGCUUUUAUAAAUUAUAUAAGGAAAUUGUAUGUUAAAUAAUCGUACGGUGAAAGCCAUCCAUAUCCUCUCUAUCGACCUAAGAAACAAUAUCUAUCUAAACAUUUAAAGAUUCUCAAGAAUAUAAUUCUUUUCUAUAGUCCUGUAAUAAUCUUAAUUAAUUGUACAUUCUUUAAUUGUCGCGAGUCUGAAUAAGCUCUAUUUUUAUUUCAAGCUCAAUAUAUAGACUUUGUUUUUUCAAUGCAACAAAAAAUUUUAAUAACCGUAAGACGAUUAUUCAUUUUCCGUCGCGCGCGAAUUGCAUUUUAUUUUACUGCGUUAUUUAUACCUUUGAUUUACCCAAGAUUUAAUCUCGUAACUUCGCGGACGGAAUGGAUAACGUUUUAACGUGACACAUCAAGUAAAAUGUAAAUCACAAUAAGAUCAAACGCUUGCAAGUGCGAUAACGCGCUUCAUGUUGAGAAUUUUUUGUACAUAUACGUUUUCGCUAUUUACUUAUUUAUUCGGUUACAUCGGUAGGGAUAAAGUCAAUCUAUAUUUUGUAAUAUCGGUAACAGUGCUAAUCGCAUCAAUUCUAGUUAUUUUUCACUUAGUAGUAGUUAUUGCGCUGUCCUCGAUAGUUAUACUUUGUGUUCCGUAAUAACAAUCUCGAUGCAAUCUAUAAGUGCCCGUAAGCAUUAUCAAGGCGGUCUCAUUGUGUGUAUCUACUAAAAAGCUUCUUAAAUCUAUUAGGAUAAUCUCGGGAGCUCGUUCAAAAUGUCUAUUGAUUAUCAGAAAUAAAAGUAUAAUAAUUAAUAAUAAUAAUAAUAUAAAAUAAUACACCCUAAUACUAAUAAUAAUAAUAAUAAUAAUAAUAAUGUUAGCAAUAAUGGCUGUCUAAUUUAGCACUUUGUGUAACCUAAUGGCUGUCUAUGUAAUUUAACGUAAACUUCUAAAGGUAAUUACUUUCCGAAAACUGACACAAUCCGCUUCGGAGGCAAUAUCGCGCGCGACUGAUUGAAUUUAUUAACGCGAACACGCCCGAUCGACGCCAAUUAAUUAAACCGAAGUCUUGCCAAUCUGCGCGUUCUGGAUCUCGAAGAAAGGAGGAAUUACGAUCUAAUACCGUUACCGACAAUAAUGACCCGGAAGUGAUAUUCGCGUGCUGCAAUUUACAUACGAGAUGUAAAUCUCGGAUAAGCGACUAAUACGAUGCUUCGUAAUAUCGCGUGAUAAUUUUGUCGGCCACAAUCGAUAAAGAUAGAUUAUCGUCGACGACGAAAUUAUUGUGCAAUAACAUCGAUUGACGUUUGUAACUGUCUGUACAUCUCUCUUCUAUGCAUAAAUGGCUCGAUAUUAACAAUUUUUCUUCCGUUCUUUCGUUCGCAUAUCGCUUCGUAUAAUAUUUGAUCAUUAUUGUCACUAUUGUCAAUUGCAACGUCGUGUCCCCUUCCUUUCGGGUUGUCGGGUGAUACCUUAAGUUUACGUUUAGGUAACAUUUCUGUCGUAUAUCAGGAUCGCGUAAUUUCAGGUUUAAUUCAUUGUAUGGCUUAAAGGGGUAACACUUACGGUAUUGUGAUAUCUGUCUUUUCCAAUAUUUAUCUUUAAAAAAGAAAAAAAAUUGUGCCACUAUAAAGGAAUGCAUUUUUCAAGCCGUGGAGGAGAUAAAAGAAAAACACAAGGAGAUAGCGAAUAGAAAUAAGGAAAUAGAAUUAAGACGUGCGCGUACACUUUUCUGUAAAGUAAUUUCAAGGCGCGCACCGGGUUGAAUAUAUUGAUAUAAGGUAUUCGUGUUGCUUUCCCCCCGUAAAUUCUCGUCUUCGCGAUAUCCCGCAAUCUCAUAGGCUAUCAUUAAAGUCUCUCAUCGCGGAAUUGAAACUGCUACUGGUAUCGUCGCUCUAUUAUUAUUAACACCACGACGCGCUGUUACUAUCGCUGAUAUUAUCGGUAUUAUUCUCUCGCUGCUGUGUUACUACUGUGUCACCGUUACUAUUUAUUGCUACCGUUACUAUUACUAUUACUAUUGCUACUCUUACUAUUAUCGUAAUGGUUAUUACUGCUAAACUGCUGCUGCUACUACUGCUGUUGCUCCUAUAUAUCAUUUACUAAUUAUCGCCGCUAUACUUACCGUGCGUUUUUUGUCUCCAAUAUGCAAACACUAUAUUUUCACGUUUCUACCACUUGGAAUGGCGCUAUUCGAACUCUCGUAAUUGUUAAGUACAAAAGUCAAGUCUAGUUUAGGGUAAAACAAAUUAACGAGAGUGUCUUCAUUAUUCUCACAGGUCGGAACAACGCUUUGUCUACCUCCGGAGCGCUGUAAUAAAGCCGCAAUUUCGCUUAUUUUCUUACGGGACGGGAUCAGCUUUUUCGAAGUAGCGUUUUAUAUGCUUCACGCGCCGUGCUUACGCCCGGCAGUUUCUAUAUUCUUAUUUGUCUAUAUCCGAGUUUUAUAUCCCCGAUUUGUAAGAUCGGUCUUAAGUUUGUCGAUAGAACACAAAUCUCGUGCGGGACUUCACUGUAUUACUUUCACCGAGGGCAAGCAAAUUGUUUAGGGUAAUGCGAGACCACCGGGAGUUCAGGGGUAGGCACACCCCAACGCGAUCAACCCUCCGCGAUCUGAUGUGUAUUGUUGACGUGACGCUACUUUCUUAUGACGUAAACCAUUAAGCGAUGAUAGUAGACGUUGCUGCGAGGGAAAACGUAAAUUCCACAAUAUUUACGAGCUCAUCAUCCGUAAUGUGAGAACGUGGGAGGCUCAUCAUGCUCCCGGUAGAAAAGAAAAUUGCCUGGAUUGCCAGACGGUCAAUUUCGCGACCGAGAACGUCUCCGCGACGUCCGCAGCAUAGCGCAAUGCAACGAAACGCGGCUGCGUCUUGAAGGACUUUACUUGGGACUUUCGCUCGUUCUUCUAGAUCACUUCAUAUUAUCUUCCCUCGUGCGUUAGCUUGGAAAGUCUAUCUUGGAAAGUUUAUAAUAUCCGCCAAGUGCCACCUGGCUAAACGACAUUGUGUUUCCCGGGCACGUUUUGCACGCCGGAGAGUUUAGUGAAUAAAUUCGCAAAACUUUACGGGAAUGUAGAGGAAUGGGGAGAUCGUGAGAGGAGAAGGUUUUUGAGAAAUCGAAGGGAUACGUUUGAGACCGGAAACUGAUCACGCUCGUGCCGAUUCUGUCAUGCGAUCGCAAACGCGGAUACACACCUAGUCAUCGACUUUUGCGAGUGCCGUUCGCAGCUUUUUGCAGAGCUUUCGUCCGCCGAUAGCCUGUCGCUCUUUCUCUCGUCGCUGGUCUGUACAAAUUUCGCCCAGCGAUUCUCUCUGUGUUCUCGCGACCUCGAGACGAGAGUUUUGAAAGGGAUAUCGGAGUGUGUAUCGCGAUGGAAAUGAACGCAGUGAUAUCUCGCCAGAUAUCGCGCCCUGGUAUAGUUGUCUCUGUGUGAAAGAACAAGGGGAGUCUCUUCUUUCCGGUCAUCGCGUUAUUAUUCCUCGCCGUUAAUUAAUCUUUAAUCGACGCAGCGAAAAAAAUUCAUUCAUACGUUCGAAUAAUGUGGGACAUAAAAUUUCGCGCAAGCGGAAGAAAUUGGACGAAAAGUAUAUUUCAGCAACAUGAUAAAUUUUUCAACAGACUACAAAUAGGAUGUUACAAAUUAAUUAAGGAUCAAUUGAAUGUGACGAUAAGUUGAAUCCGCGAUAGAGUCUUGAUUCCUAGUGAUUAUAUGUAUAUAUGAAGCUCUAUCUUGGGUCUGUAGUCCCACACUUCCUUGUGAUUCGCACGGUGGUGACGGAAUCGAUUAAGCAGCAUUGUCUUGUAUAAUGAUUACAAUAAAUGUGCAAUAUAUACACAUAAUAGGCAUGGAUUUAUAGUGGUAUUUCUGUAUUCUGUACCUCUAGGAUUUAUCUACGACUAGAUUGUUAGCUUUGCUACGUUCGUGCGUUUGGCAGUAUUUUUCGACGGAGUCUGUGCCGAGAAGGAAGAAAACAAAAAUGCCCGGAUUUUCGGAAUGCUAUUUUGAAAAUUUGGCAAGUUUAGAGGGAUGCGGUCAACAAUCCUCUGUUCUUAAAACCAAAUUUGACAGAAGUGUAAGAGAAUUUGAUUAUCGAAUAAAUGGGAUCACACCGUUGAAAAUUUUUCUCUCGAAAGGUAUGAUUUCGACGUAUGAUUAUGGACGUACCACUGUACUUAUUCAUCACGAUAUACUUGUCCGAUGCUAGCUGACAGCCGCGGGAUUGUAAAUCGUAUCGCGUUCUUUCGACCUGUGACCCGAAAGGAUCUGUCGACUUUUUAACUCGCUCGAUAUUAGUCAUUAUUCUUCGAAGGAUUAAAACCGAGUCCUCUUUCCGAGGGACGAAGGAAAAUCGAAAAAGCGAAUGCGCUAACGAUCGAAUUGAAUGGCUGAUGACUUCGUAAGAUCGAUCGCGAGCGCACUUACGAGGGAUCAAUAAAGUAACUUUGUCGAUAUCAAUUCGCACAUAUUUUUCGAUCGUAUUCUAAUCUCUAGACGAAAGUUCGAAAAACGAAAUAUCGAUCUACCUAGGUUCUUCUUCUAAAGAAAAUGAGAGGGGGGAAAAAAUAGAGAAAAAAAAGACGUUCUUCUAAAAACGAUGCGAUGUAACUUUCGUGUACUUUGAACAUUGCGUGAGGAAAAAAAAGGUGAGAAACUGGAAAGUGCUUUGUGAUAACAUAUUACAGUCGAUCUUGACUCUACUUACUGAUUAAGUUUGCGUAAAUCUCAUUCGUCUUACGAAACGUUAUCGACGAUCGACUCAGUCUCGACGUGUUAAAUGUAGAGAUUAUGGUGAACGUGUGAAGUGUUCUCGUUCGUUUGGAGCGACGUCGAUAUUUCGAGAAUGAUUACGAAUUAUUCAAGUUAUGACUUACUUGAAGGGGACGUUCGUUAUCGAGGAAUUCUCUGAUACCUGAGAGAAAAUAAUAUCGUCAGGAGCAUUUCUCUCCCAUUCGAGAUAAACAUUUCUUACGCGCGUCGAGUAAAAUCCGCACGGCACGAUUGUUACAAUGGUAUUAUAAUGGUAUUAUACAAAAUGGUAUAAUGAUGAUAUUUGGUAAAAGACUAGCUCUCUCGAAUCUUUUUUUAAAUCUUUUUACACCCUUCGAUAGUCGUUCGACCUGUACGGGUCGUCGUUUAUCGAUAGGAUGAUCAGAUGAUUAAUAAUCGAGAUGUUUUUUGAAAAAAAAAAGUCUACGUACUAGUCAAUUUUUUGAAAGAUUAAAUAUUUCAGUCAGACAGAAAUUACCAAUAGUCAAGAAUUUUUUGUAUUUUUUUUAUUUUGUACAUAUAAAAUUUUAAUACAUGUAUUAAAUACCGCUUGAACAAAGACUAUGAGGAAGAUAAAAAUAGCAAAUUUAUAAAAAUGUAAAUACUAAUAAAAUUGAUAAUAAUUAAACAAAUUGCAGCCUUUUAAAAACAGCAUUAAAUAGCAAAUAUUUUAUCGGGAUAGAACCAACUUGUUCGGUUCAGGAUAAAAAAAAGAAUCGCUCAUCGUCGAAAACGCGAUGCAACGCAAAUUGCACCAUGCACCCAUGGGGUGCGUCGGGGCGUACAGGUCAUAUUGCCGGGAAAAAAGAUCCGAUGCUGUUUGCCGAUCGAGUCUUAGAAAUACGAGCGUUCUAUCCUUACGUAGAUUCCGAGCGUCUGUACAUGACAUCGUGAACGAAAGAGUUAUUACGGCGAAAAAUUAGUUCUCCCGCUAUAUUUUGAGCAGCUUUUGACUCGAAUUCACGAAGCGCGCCCCGCACGUGAAUGACGAUGAAAGCUCUCUCUCGCUCUCGACGAACACGUCGCCCUGAAUUUCCCCGGUCGACUGAGCCCCCUCGAGUGUACAGGGUCAACAAAGGUUAACCGUAGACUAGUCGCGGAAAAUAACGCGACCGAGUCAAACGCGCCACAAAAGCAGCACGAGCAAACAGAGCUGCGAUUGCAAUUUGAGGAAGGCAAAAGGUCGAAUUUCGCUCGGGACAAAUGCGAUGGAGAUGAGACUCGCAUUUUUUUUUCUCGCAUCGCGUUAGUACGAAAUUUUCUUGCAAGCGAUGCAGAUCCGGAUGGUCAAUGAACAGCGCGAAUUAAUUUAAUUCCGUACUCCAGCAACCGUUAAUCGCAUCGCGAAGACUUUACGGUGAACAUUAAUGGACGGAAAGCACUCGACUGCGAGGGCACGUAGCACGUAGGAAAGUACGAGAAAAAGAAAGAAAAACCAAAAAAAAAAAGAACAUAACGAAGAACAAAAAGGAAUUUGCGGAGCUUGAGAACGAACGAGCGGACGCAUUCAAUCCGUGACUUUUUUUAAGGCGUAAAAGCUAUUUAAGUAACAAUAAGGCUAACACUUAGGCGCUAAGUUACUAAUCUCGUAAUAACUAAACUAAAGUGGCGAGUAUUUUUAAUAAUAACUGUAACUCUUCUAAACGAGAAACACCUAACGAACAUAAUCAAACGUCCUUUAUGUGUAAGUUAUGAAUACUUUGCCUUAAUAUUUUUAUCCGUGUGAGAAGAAUAGAGUGGAAGAAGCGAGUGGAAGAGAGAAAGGUAGAGCAAGAGAGAGAGAAAGAGAGAGAGAGAGAGAGUGAGAGAGUGAGAGAGAAGAGAAAUCGAGAUGUUGCGAAAAGAAAGUCCACUUGCAUUUGCUGACCACAUGAUUGCAUUCACAGAGGAGAAACAAAGUCCUUAGGGAAUAGCGGGAAUUAAUUGUGGCCCCCUUCUCUUUUCGAGUUUUCCUUCCAUAUCCUUUUUCCCGUUUGACAAUGCAAACCAGACAAAAAGAUAAGCGCACACACGCAGAAACACACACGUAUGCGUGCAUACAUAUUACACGUAAUGCAAUCGUGAGAUUUCGCGCAGCAAACUCGUCCCUCGCGCGAUCUUUCAAAUAGGAUAUUAGAUCGACGAAGUGGCCUUAAGACCCCGAACAUGAUGAUAUCCCUCCUCCCCCCCCCGCCCCCUCUCCUCCCUCCUGUCAUGUAACUCUUCUUCUUGGUGAAAUUCCAUUUAGUGUUCUCCAUCGUCGGGCGUACCGUAAAGUGCCUCGAUGAUGCUGAUCUCGUCGUUUUUUUAAUCCGUUUCUAGAUAGUGCCUCCUGCUUUCUCGAUACUGUCGCUUUUCGUAUCGUUCGAAUGCUUUCUUCACCCCUCUCGUGGGAUAGGCUCACGAGAUGAAUUUCGCGUUAACCGCGAGGAGACGCGUUCUCUUCUUAUGUAACAGGUGCAGAACAGGUUGGCAAUUGUGAUAUCGCUUUGUAUCGAUUAAGUAACGUUUUCUUUUUCAACCCUUUGCACUCGAGAAGUCAGUCGGGCGUCGAAGCUCUCAUGGCUUUGUACAAGUACAGUUGCGAAAGAUAAAAUGCAAUAUGUGAUCGAACGGUCCCGCGCCAAGACGAAGAAUACAAAAAAUGCGGACAAGAAUUAUCAAAAUGCUCAAAGGAUAUACGCUUUUUUUCAACUAAUUCCGACACUCUCUGUAAAAACGAAUAUCCUCUCGCGGCGCAAAGCGGGAUGUACGACGGGAAUAUGAUGAUCGCUAAGCCGCUACGGGUAGUAACGAAUCGAUUGACGAGUGAGCGCUUGAGUACUAGGCUCGGCUAUAUCAUCCUUUCACGACUGAAAUUUUACUUUCUCGAGUAAAACCGCGUAGUUUCAGGUUCGCCGCGCGCGCACGCGCGCGCGCGCUGAAUAUAAGCUCGCGACAUAAACGUAAAAUUAUAUACACGCAGUAAGUUCGAGGGGCAUAUUGUCGCAGCGCGUAUGCAUACGCGCGUCAUCAAACUAAAGCUUUCUCACUUAAUAAAUAGCGAAGCUAAGUACUAUCGUAGGUGGCAGACCUUCGUUUCUCGUAUUACGUUUUUCUCGCUGUCGUGUAAUCGAUGUAAGGUAUUAACAUUAAUCUCGCACGCGCGUUCGCGGCGCGCUUGUCUUCUUCAGACCAGCGCCUUUCACCGCGACGUGAGAACAAGUCUC